Messenger RNA from Paramacrobiotus metropolitanus, 1396 nucleotides. RefSeq lists its product as uncharacterized. The transcript has 3 exons. The record is from RefSeq and is a predicted model, not a curated record. Lineage: Eukaryota; Metazoa; Tardigrada; Eutardigrada; Parachela; Macrobiotidae. The coding region runs from base 605 to 1396 and encodes 263 amino acids.
UACAUACGGCGACAAUGUACAGCUGUAAUGUAUGGAUUGAAUUUAAAUUGCACAACUACCGUAAAAAGUAGUCGAUUAUUACGCUUCGACGGCACGCGAGGGGUGGUAGUCGGGGUCAACGUGAAACGCAUACUGCGGAUGCGAGGGUACAACAGCACGCCGAAUGCACGACAAAUUGCAAGUACUACAUAUGAAAAGCUAUCGAACCUUCCUGUAAUGCAUUGUAGGUCAUUUCUAAAUUAUAAUUUUUUGCCAGCGCUUCAUGCGAUAAUCAGAAAUGCCGUUUAUCCACCACAAUCAGUACUUGAGCCUUAUAAUAUGUAGGGUGGACUGGUGGAGUGCUGAAUUACUGAUUGUGGUGACAAAAUAUAAUGUUUCCGUGCAAGAAGUGGUCGUAUUUGUAUGAGACUAUGAGUAGUUUGAUUAUACAAGCCCAUCCAACAAUUCUUUGACCGCUGUAAGCGGGAAUAAGCAGAACAUCUCAUCAAAAGAUGUUCCCAUGUUCUUUCAUCGCCAGUAAAUCUGGCGCAGGUGCGAGUGUAUUUCUUUUGUCUUAAUGGUCAAUGUUAUUGGUCAAACCCCUUUAAAACAAAUGGAGUGAAUUAUGGAUUUAUCUUCUGGGGGAGUUGUGCCACCCACAAAACCCUCUUUUCCCUGCCAAAUUUGUGGAUUUAUUUGCACAACCAAGAGCGCCUUCACCAACCACACUGGGAGCAACAAGUGCAAGGAAAAUGUGUUGCGUCGACAGCGCGGAUUGGAUCACUCGGCCCCCGUAGAAGCCUCGGCCACGGACUACAGCUCCAGUCUUCUAAAUCAGGCGGCGAUUCCUGAUGCAAUUCUCCAAAAGGCUCAAGAUCUACAGAGACUUUCCUCAAAGCUAAGUAUACUGCCUGCACAUCAGGCUUAUUUCCUUUUGCGGACGUGUAUCUGUGUUCCUAAAAUGAAUUAUCUACUUCGUGCAAGUCCAACCUGGCUGUGCGGCGACGAAUUAGAUCAGUUUGAUAGCGUGGGCAAAUCGGCUUUAGAGGCAGUCACGAACGUUAAAAUGGAUGGGUUAACGUGGGCUCAAGCAUCGCUCCCCGUUUCCAGUGGUGGGUUGGGGAUCCGACGUGUGGCAGAACUAGCAACUCCAGCCUAUUUGGCUUCGGUUUAUGCCACAUCAUCCGUGGUCUCAGACAUCACCACUGCAACGGAGUGCUAUGACUUGGUGCACCAGUUGUGGCAAACAGCCUCGGGUGCUGAGCUACCAGCGGAAAAUGUUCGGCGAUCGCAGAAAGUGUGGGAUGCCGCUUUAGUGAAGAAAACUUGUGAAGUUAUUGUGAAUACUUUCGCGAAUGACGUAACCCACUGUGCGCGUUUGCUUGCAGUUGCGCAGCCGGAAUCGGGAAAUGGCUGA